AUGAAGACCCCAGCAGAGCAAGUCGACGAGCUCAAAUAUUGGCUAGCUACUGCACCAGUAAACUGGGAGCCUGACCAGAAUAUUCGCCGUUAUCUUCUUCCCACUGGUGAAUAUAUUUCAUGCGUCCUCUGGAAUAGCCUCUAUCAUAUAACAGGUACGGAUAUUGUACGAAGUUUGGUGUUCCGCUUUCAAGCUUUCGGUAGACCCGUAAAGAACAUAAAGAAGUUUGAAGAAGGAGUGUUCAGUGACCUACGAAACCUGAAGCCUGGCAUGGAUGCUUCUCUUGAAGAGCCAAAAUCAGAGUUCCUUGAAAUGCUAUAUAAAAAUAACUGCAUACGUACACAAAAGAAGCAAAAAGGAAUAUCACCUAAUUCAUCUGCGUCCUCUUCACCGCAACUACGUAGCCUAAUGUAUGACGCAGUUCCUCCAAUAGAACCUGCAAUAAUCAAGACUGACGACCCAUCAGGCAUUCAGCAGUGUGAUCAAGCUUUGGUAAAAAGUCAAAUGUAUCCAUCUCCGGACCUAAGUUAUUGUUCGAUGGAUGAGCUUUCGAAAGGGUCAUUCGAGGCCAGUUCACCUCAAGAGUAUUUCGUUUCUGAUUCUCCAUGGAGUACCUCGACCUUGGAGGACCAAUAUGUGGAUAGUCGUCACUCAUCACCCGACGGAUUCUCUCAAGCGAUUGUUCCUUCAUCAAAUGCCUAUAACCUUAUUCCUGCCAUGUAUGUGGAAAGAGGUUCUCUAGAUCUGACAAUUUAG
Acaulospora morrowiae is the source of this 756-nucleotide messenger RNA. NCBI's taxonomy places the organism in Eukaryota, Fungi, Glomeromycota, Glomeromycetes, Diversisporales, Acaulosporaceae. The record is from the annotation of a GenBank genome assembly.